Molecule: messenger RNA, 3140 nt
Organism: Lepus europaeus (European hare)
Lineage: Eukaryota; Metazoa; Chordata; Mammalia; Lagomorpha; Leporidae
Gene: ARFIP1
Product: ADP ribosylation factor interacting protein 1
Exons: 10
Coding region: 316-1437 (373 amino acids)
Biological process (GO): regulation of Arp2/3 complex-mediated actin nucleation; intracellular protein transport
Cellular component (GO): trans-Golgi network membrane
Molecular function (GO): protein domain specific binding; phospholipid binding
Source: RefSeq, a predicted model, not a curated record
CGUGGGGGAAGGGGAAGUCGGAAAAGGUCCGGGUUGGCGUUUCCGCUCGCUCCUCGCCAGCGUCGAGGCGAUUCCCGGAGAGCAGCGGCAGGGCUGGUCCUCGGCUGGGAGAGCCGCCGGCUUCCCCGCAGACAGAAUUACAGAGAAAGAGAGGGAGAGAGAUCUUCUGUCUGCUGAUUCAUUCCCCAAUUGGCCGCAGUGGCCAGGUCUGGGCCCAAGCUGGAGCCAGGAGCCAGGAGCUUCUUCGGAGUUUCCUUCGUGGGUACAGGGGCUCAACGACUUGUCCGUCUUCUGCUGCCUUCCCAGGAGUCUACUAUGGCUCAAGAAUCUCCCAAAAGUUCAGCAGCAGAAAUUCCGGUGACUAGUAAUGGAGAAGUUGAUGACUCUCAUGAACAUGGCUUUAAUAGGGAUUUGAAGCGUUCAUUACCAUCUGGACUUGGUCUCUCAGAAACCCAAAUUACAUCUCAUGGCUUUGACAGUACCAAAGAGGGGGUUAUUGAAGCAGGAGCCUAUCAAGGUUCCCCAGCACCACCACUGCCAUCUGUUAUGUCUCCUAGCAGGGUGGCAGCUAGUCGACUGGCUCAACAAGGAAGUGAUCUAAUUGUUCCUGCAGGUGGUCAGAGAACGCAGACAAAAAGUGGACCAGUUAUUCUAGCAGAUGAAAUUAAAAAUCCCGCCAUGGAAAAGUUAGAACUUGUUCGAAAGUGGAGUCUAAACACUUACAAGUGCACUCGACAAAUUAUCUCUGAGAAGCUAGGCCGUGGCUCAAGAACUGUGGACCUUGAACUUGAAGCUCAGAUUGAUAUAUUAAGAGAUAACAAGAAAAAAUACGAAAAUAUUUUAAGACUGGCUCAGACAUUGUCAACCCAGCUUUUCCAGAUGGUACAUACCCAAAGGCAACUGGGAGAUGCAUUCGCUGACCUGAGUUUGAAGUCACUAGAACUUCAUGAAGAAUUUGGCUAUAAUGCAGAUACCCAGAAGCUACUGGCCAAAAAUGGAGAGACUCUUCUUGGGGCCAUUAAUUUUUUCAUUGCCAGUGUGAACACUUUGGUGAAUAAAACAAUUGAAGAUACGUUAAUGACUGUGAAGCAGUAUGAAAGUGCCAGGAUUGAAUACGAUGCGUAUCGUACUGAUUUGGAAGAACUGAAUCUUGGACCACGUGAUGCAAACACUCUGCCAAAGAUUGAGCAGUCCCAGCAUCUGUUCCAAGUACAUAAGGAAAAAUAUGAUAAAAUGCGUAAUGAUGUUUCUGUCAAAUUGAAAUUUCUAGAAGAGAAUAAGGUUAAAGUAUUGCACAAUCAGCUGGUCCUUUUCCACAAUGCCAUUGCCGCCUACUUUGCUGGGAAUCAGAAGCAGCUUGAACAGACACUUAAACAGUUCCAUAUCAAAUUGAAAACCCCUGGAGUGGAUGCCCCAUCGUGGCUUGAAGAACAGUAAAAUCACACCUGUAGAGAAAGUCGUACUGCUAUGUUUCUAAACCAACCUAACAAGAAGUAGGCGGAAUGGGGGCAGGUGAUGAGGGGCGACAGCCAUGGUAGUGAUUCUUGCACAGCAGCUUUACUUUUUCCCUUUUGUCACACUUUAACAAUUGAACUGUUAAAUUUGAGGGGAAGGUGGGUGGUUUUAAUGUAAACACAGUUUCUAUAAUCUGAACACAAUAAUUUUUCCCUUUCGAGAAAUCCUUUUGUAUUAUGAGGGUUGAUGGCUAUUUCUGUAGUUUGAAAACAUCUAACAUAGAUUUGCACUGACAAGAUAAAACUGCAAGGAUCUGGCCCAAGAAAUGAGGGCCAGCUGUAACUUUUCCAAGGGAAGGUUUACAUGAUUUGUAUCGAUGUCAGCUAUUUUGUAUACGAAUAUAUUGAACAUCUGUAAGAGAUUCAUUUUCAUGUAUCGUCAAAGAGAAACCUAUUUUACAGAGGAAAACUCUAUGGUGUUGCUGCAGCAUUCACAGAGGGGUGGCAGUUCUAAUGACUGACUGACUGGCCUGUGGGGAUGUAGCAGGUACCUUUUCGGAAGUGAGUCUGUACCACGGUGAUUUGUGUGUAGGCUUCUCCUGAGAUGCAGGGGUCACACAGUCGUUUUCAUGAGGCGCUGACGCUUAUGCAUGUGCAUCACCCGGAGUCACUGGGCAGUCACACCAGUAAUUCCUUUUGAUUUGUCACGAAACCUGCCUGAGACAGCUUUUUCCUUUUUUUUGGUCGGGUGGACUUGGGAAUGGAAAUUCUUGAGGAUUUCUAAAGUAGAAAUCUUCUCAGAAAGCUAGUUUUUGGGUAAAUUCCAUGUUGACAGAAUUCCUGGAUAGCUUUCAUUGACUUCUGUGUAACAAUACCGUUUAAGCCUUAAAUCACAGAUAUGUGCCUUCUCAGAUACAGUGAUUCUCGUUCACCCGGUGUACGUAACCCAUAAAGAAGCCCCUUGCAGAUAAUGUCUGAUGUGCCUGUUCCUUCCUUGGAAAGGAGCACUGUGUGCAAAUGUUGGGUUUCCUUGUCCUCCUUAAGCCACAUUGGAGGUUUAUGGUGACAUCGACUUCCGAGUUUGCUGUUUGGUUUUGCUGGAUUCCUUUUGAGGAAUGGGAAGAGCGACAGAUGUUCCAUGUGGGUAAUAGAAGAGUGAUGUGGGACAGAAUGCGAGCACGGAAGAAAGGGGCAUGGAAAGCCAGUAAGUACCGUUCUAGUUGCUCGGCAUCCUUAGUUUCGUGUUCUGUGGUUGACCUGUCACUGUGUGCUUCUGUCAGUAAUGCAAUCCUUACUCAAUGUAAAAUUCUUUUGAUUUUUGUCAUAGGCAUAAAUUAAUGUUUCGAGAGACACCGCUUCACCUGUUCAUUUCUUUUGUGUUGAAAUGAAGUACUUAAAAUUAUUGUUAUACAUGAACUUUGUGAACUGUAAGAUUCUGUUACAUAUGUUCAGAUGCCUUUUAGCUGGCUUUUUAAUUAAUAUGCCUGUUUUGAGUGCUUAAUACAAUGUAAUGUGAUUGUAAAUCAUAAACGUAUUUUAAAUCAUUCCCUCCUGUAUAUUUGUACUCUGAGAGAGCCUUAUUUUAUUCUUCCAGCAGAGUUACUACUUGUGAUAGUUCAUUCACAUUCCCCAGAAUGUGCCUCUGGUGUGAAUUUUGUAUUCUUAUUAAAAGUGUUUGCUGCAGUA